Patiria miniata (bat star) is the source of this 7017-nucleotide messenger RNA. RefSeq lists its product as uncharacterized. The transcript has 4 exons. The coding region runs from base 646 to 1650 and encodes 334 amino acids. The record is from RefSeq and is a predicted model, not a curated record. NCBI's taxonomy places the organism in Eukaryota, Metazoa, Echinodermata, Asteroidea, Valvatida, Asterinidae.
CGUGCCACUGAUGGUUGGGCCCAGUGCCAAAAAAAGGAAUAAAAAUCGUGUCCUGACAUGUUUCAACUGCUUACAUAUUCACUAUUUUGAUUGGGCACCAUUCUAUUGGCUGUUGCCUUUGUACAACGUGGACCCAUAUUUAGCCAUGAUGCUCCCAUGUAUGGCCAAGGGUUGACAUCAUCUCAAAUUCUUUUUUAUGUUGUUGCCGAAAGCUGCGGCCCAUGUCCCAAACAAAGAACUCACAACUUUUUUCCGCGAGAAAUUAGUUGGAGAGAGGACAAGUGGACGGACAGGUGGAAACGCGUGCUCUGUCAGCUAUUCAUGUUCAAACCAAUGCGCCUUUCUCUUCGUCACUGGAAUCAACAAAAUUCCUUCAUCUCGUGCAUUCCGCUUCGAAUGCAGAUCGCAUUUUGGAUUUCGGGGAAUUCGAGAGAGACUGCAUCGCUCUUGAACAACUCUGCAGUUAUUUGUGUGACUUUACACCGCGCUGUUGUAACAAAAAUAUUAAAUACAAAGUUAGUUGCCGUGAAGUUUGGACGUUGGGUGUGCGCCAUCUUCCGUGCUGUUUGACAGUUACGAAGUAGACAUUGCGUGGGCGGAUGACCACAUCACUAAAGCUCCGCAUCGGAAACACACUGCUGUAUUAUGAGUGAGCUGGAGAUCCGAGUGCGGACGCGACUACGCAAACGGACAGACAUCGGCCAGAUACUUCCUGAGUCCUAUCAGUCAGCUUGGACUGACCAAACCUGCCUUGACCACAGUGACCAACCUUUGAGGUAUUGUAAUCCAGUCUACAAACACAGAGUCACCAUAGAGCUGGAUCCAGAGACCUUACAGAUGAUGCAGAAGGAGAAUGUGGAGGAUGCUUGCAUUGAUGUGGAGAUUUCAGAUGAUGAGGUGAUGAUGAUGGAUGAUGUAGAAGAAUCUGACACAUUUGAAGGAUUUGAAUCCUCACCGUUGAGUGUUCCAUCUCAGACUGAUUCCCCAAACAAUGCCACCUCAUCACCCAUCAACAUCCCAGGCAACUCGGGACAGGAAGGCCCAAGAACACGACGGGUCAGUUCAGGAGGAACGCCUACCCAUACCUUGAGCUACCUCGGGCGGAUGUUCCCUGGAGCACACUGUGACUCCUCCCCCUUAUCAUCUGGCUAUGGCUCCGCCCCUAGAUACUUCUAUUCUGCCGCCACUCAGACUCCCCCAUCAACUCCGGUCUUCUGCGAGACGUUAAUUCGUUUACGAAUCUCAAGUCUAUCAAGUAACCCAAGCGACGGAAGAAACCAACAAGUGAUGAGAAGACGGAUGCAAGCAGAUAGAAGAUCACGCGGCCGUGUCUACUCAGAGAAUAAUGGAGAUGAUCCGAGAGCAGAUGAUGGGGAGGAAGGCAACAUAGAGAACAUGGAGGGUGUCUUGGGGAUGCCACUACCUGACCUGGUCGCCUUCCGAGAUCGAGCCAACUCAGCUCCUAGUAACCUGAUGAGACCAGAGAUCAGAGUAGGGAGACAGCUGCGAAGGAUCAGUGAUGAAUUCCACCUGACGUAUUAUGACCAACAGAGGCUGCGUGCCCGACACCAGCAGAACAUUCUACAGAGACUCUUGAACUCUCUCCGAGGCAACCCCCAUCAUGGCCACAGAGAGGGUAGCCCAGUCUGAUGACCAACUAAGCAUGAACUACCAGCUAACAUGGAGUCGUCAUGUGAUAACCACUUAAAAUGCUGCAUCAUGGGAUUCCAGAACAGUGCAUUGUGGGAAUUCCACAACUUUGCCAAUGAGAGCAUUCUAAAGCCUGCUUGGGGACAGGACGCGUGAUCUAUUUAUAGAAUGCUGCUGCAUUGUGGGAUAGAAAUGCCUAAAAGUGAAAGGACCGACUACGAGUUAUUCAAAGUGCGUUGGGGGCAUUUCCCUUUAAAAGUGUGUGUACUUGGAUCGACAGACUACGAGACCUUACAACAUGGACAUAACUAGUCUACGAAAUGACCCAUCAGUUAAAGGACGUAUUACGCAACCAAGACUUGCAAUGUUUGUGAGAAGACUGUGACUUCUAUUUAUAAAAUUUGCUGCUGCGUAAAAGGGAUCAACUGCUGUUGGAACAAUGGACUCAUUGCAAACUAAGGACAGCAUUCAGAGAAGGAAACUAGAAGGAUUUGUUCAUCUUUAACCAUCGUGGGGACUGCAAUAAGCGCAUCGUGUGCUAAACAGGCUUGGGAUUACCUAGAUUGAACCUAAAACAGAAGAAAGAUGUCUGUGAAUGUGCAACGUCCUCAAAACUGUCACCGUUAGUCUCGUCAUAAUGUAGAUCAACUGAAGAAACUCUGCAGCAGUCAGCAUUGACUUGUGUACAAAAUAAACAAGACUUUUAAGUUGAUUUUCCGCUGUAUAUGAAACCUGUCAAGAUGACUUAUUGUCCAACCCUAAUGUAGGCGACUAUUGAAGUCUGGUAGUUGGAUGCAUAGGUUUUCUAUUCUUACACUCGGAUGUUGUGAAUGAGUUUAUGAUGCCACCUGCUGUAUCUCUACCAUACUUUAUGAGUCACAUACAGAUAUUUGUAUUAUGAUAAACUUAACAGACUUAAAGAUUGCUUCUAUGUAUAAUGUCUGUAUAUUGCUACCAUACAUCAGCUCAAUGCUCUUAGAACCUCUUAGCUUAUGCUCAUAUUGAACCCCCCAACUCUACUCCUCCUUCCUGCCCCCCCCCCCCAAGCAUAAACGGAUGCUACCUCGACUUUUGUAAAGUGUAAAUUAAAGAUACUUGCUAUUCUCACUGGAGCAGUGUACCCAGUGCCUAUACAGUAUUUAUGUGCUGAUAUUUAUGUGGCAGCUACCAUGAUGCAAGUGCCAGUUGUUCUGAUGGGCAUUUUGUUAAUUCUGAACCUAGGGUACGUUUAAUUAUAAAACAACAUAGCAUUACAUGCUGGUUGUACGGUGGACCUUUUCAAGAUGUUAUCAUCAUUUGUGUGGUUACAACAUGUUUCAAAGCAAGUCUUGAGGUUAUCCCAAACAGAUUGUAGUUAUCAAAUGUGCAAGUGCAUUCUGGGCGUAACCCACCUUAAUAUUAAUAAACAUUGUCUCACGUUCUGUCCUAUUUCCAGCAUCCAGUUGCCAAGGAGACCUGUUUUAUCAACUAAUUAUGGAAAGAAAGAAAAAAAAAGAUAAAAAAUGAAUUGUUUGACUAGGGAUCAAUCUGAUUGAUUUCAAAUUAAACUCAUUGAAAAUGAAAGAAGAACUUAAAAACCAAAGAUAAACACUUCAAUACUCUUUUGGCCAAAAUAAAUGUUUGAAACCAUUUUUUUAACCUCAGAAACAUGCAAAGCAAAAGAGUUCUACGAUAGAUGUUUUGAGCCCAAUAGUUGCUAUAUGUGUAUAAAUUAAAAUAUGUAGUUUAAGUUAUACAGUUUUGGAAACAUGACUUUGUAUUUAUUUUGUACUUAAUUUUAGCUGAAGUUAUGUGUAAUGUACUGUUUGUUCAUAACCUACAGAAACGUUUCAGUCUUUGACUUGCUGGGGCAACAUUUGAUAGUACUGAGACCACAACUAAUAAGAACACAGCCCUACUCUCUAGUACUCUGAAUUGUACCCCUUUUACGGACUGUCUGUUUCCAACAUUCUUAAAAAUAAGUUCAAGAAUAGAUGCUUUUGACUGCAAUGAGUUGACAAACUUGAUGUGCUGUUUGUACUAAUGCUGACUUGACAAAAUGAUCCGGUAUGAGAUAAUUCCAGCAAAUCUUCCCGGCAGACUGAGAUUAGUGUAUUGAACAAUGAAGUGUUUAGAUGCCAGUUUCCUGUGCCAGUUUGAUCGUGGAAGUAUGAGUUUAGUACUGUGUUGAUGGAAUUGGUGGAAUGAUUAUGAUUGAUAUAAAUAACCAGAAAAUUGCAUAAAAUGACUAAUAAUGGAAUCUGCUCUUGACAAUAAUCUCACUCUAUAAUAUUUCCAGAGAGUGAAAGUUCAAUCUGGAAUCUGGUUCAGUUUCUACUGGAAGUAGAAAGCAGAUGAUUUAGAGUAAAAAAAAAUAAACUAAUAAUAAAUUGAAAGAGUUAAAAACAAAACCAGAAGACUUUUUCUAGUGGAAACAGAAUUGAUUUGAUUGAGUAAAUUGUACUCUAGUUUCAGAUAAAGUGAAUUUUAUCACUCUUCGGGAAUGAGAUGGCACAUACUUUUCUGACUAUUCACAGACAGUUUUGAUAAAAGCACUUUUUCUAAUAUUCCUAGGGCAGUCUUUUAGUAGAAGAACCUUGUCAUGAAUAUUGAAACCUUGUUUUCCCAAGGUUCUACUGAGGCCGUCCUCUGAUUGGCUAAUUACACUGUAUGGGCGUGGCCAAGUUGGAAAUAUUUCUACAAAAGCCGUCCUUUGAUUGGAUACUUGUCAGCUAUUUAUGGGGUUAUUUUGUAGAAUUUAAUCAUCGGUGAUGUAAGGGAAAUGUUACUAUUUUGUGAGGUAACUGUAUCUGAGCGAGCUGUAGUUGUGAUAAUGGCCGCAAUGUGGUUCUAUCUUUGUAAAUCAUCUUAGCUUCAAUUAUCAGGAAUCUUUGAGCCAAUAGCUACCAUGCAAGUUAUUGUUACUUCACUGUGGAAGCCUACUAGCCUGCAGAGGCAGAUUUCUGUACUAAGAGUUUUAGUUGUUGAAAAAGAAAGGUUUUGUGAAAUGUUAGCAAAGUUUAUCAGAAGAGAAUGAAAAGACGAAAGUGCAAAGUGUAUAUUUAUUUAAUUUAUUACUUUUGUGAAUUUAUUUAUAUAUUUUGUUUUACUUGAAUUUUUGAAUGUUUUAGAAUAAGCUAAAAGGAAAUUGUCAUGGUGCUAUUAUGGUGUUAAAUGAACUCUGCUGAGCCUCUGAGAAUGAUUAAUUUAAAAAGUUUUUUUUUACGCACCUUGGAACAUUUCCACACAGUAUGUGUAGUGACAUUCCAAAAUCAUUAAUCCAUUGUAAGCCAUUUUUACCAUUCAUAAUGAUCCUUUCCUCUUACGAACAUAUUUAAGAUUCCUUCAUUGUUUAGACAAUCCUUUGUGCGGUUUGUGACAGUGAGUUUGGCUUAAAGAUCAGUGUUUGGACAAAAUGGUUCUAAGUAAGUUGACGAUAGAAGGCCAAGUAGACAGGGUGAAUAGAUGGUCAACAUUCCUCCAUGGAUUGGUGCUGCUGAUUCGCCGUGCUGUUUUUCUUCAAGACAAACAAUUAACUGGAAAACCAAACUAUGACUCGAUGACAGUUUGUUUUUACGUGAUGGAAAGGAUGGUUGUACCUAAGACAUAACACCAUUCCAGUAUUUGAGAUUGGAAACAUUUGAAUAUUUCUACCAAAUUAAAUGAAGUGACCUUUUUUGCACUUGAUUUUGUAUACACCUUUUUGGCAAAGUUUUGAAGGCAUUUUGAUACUGCGAAAGUCGAGUAACGUGUUAAUUGUUUGAAUGUUUGAUAAAUGCUUGUUCAGUUUGUUUUGACGUCAGACAGAUAUACGAUGGAAGAUGCUACAUGUUACUGUUGCUUAUAUAUAUAUUUGAAGAUGGCUCAUGUCUCUCAGCUGUACUCUUAACAGAAAUGUUAUUUCUCUGAAAUUUUCACAUUUUUGGAGCAAAUUUAAACCAGCAUUUGCAAUCAUCUGAUUGCUAAAAUGCGUCUAGAUUGCCAAACAAAAAUGUAAUGUAUGCGCUGUUGUUCAUGUACAUAGCUUUAAGAGAGUAGAUUAACAAUUUAUAUGCAUUACUUGUAAGUAACUUAUUUAAUUUAAAAUAAAAAGAAGCAUUGCAAAAAAACUGUAACUUCGAUACUGUUAAAAAAAUCACGAAGAUUUAGGAGUCAUGAAUAAUUCUUACUUCAGUUUACCGUAAACAAUUAGAAAUGAAGCAAGCCUACAGCUCCCUAGAAAAUGUCCUGAUAACAAAUCUUGUCUUUCAAAGUUCAGGAAACAAGAUUAGUAAAGUUUAUUUUUUAUUCUGAAUUUUCCCGAUAAAACAAAGAAUCCAGAUUAUCAUUCCUUCUUCCUUCGUUGUACUUGUUAAUAUUUAAUAUAUACAGGAUCAAUCGAUUGAAACCUUGAAAAAGAAUAUAAAAAGCUUUUCCUUUGUCUGAAUGAUCAAUGAAAUCGUCUCCUAAUAAGGCAUGACAACCAGUCAGUUGUAAAUGUUAGAUUUGUCUAAAAAGGGUUUGUUUUGGGAUCUUUUGUGUGGUGUUUAGUCGGCGUAGCGUUACGAUAAUCGGCGGCGAUCUGCGAUCAUUUGUGCUUCCACUUUGUUGUAAAGGGCUGGUUCUGUAGAAAUUGCAGAAAUAUCAUUUUUGACGAGGUCAUGUACUGAUAAGAAAAAGACAAAUUUGCAAUGGUGAUGUAGCCAAUUUCUGAUUCGACUGGUUGAUAACCUAGUAUGGAAUUACCUUAUGAUAUUAUGUGAUUGUUUACGAACUUCAAUUUUUUUGCCCGAUACACAGUUUUCUUGCAAUUCUUUUCACAGCUUAAAGGAAUAUCCAAAACGCAUUUUAUUCAGAAAUGUUAUAUUGUGCGUAGAAGUACGCGCAUAGCGGAAUGGUUAAGUAUUUAUUAUGCCAUUGUUCAUUUUUUUGGUCGACAACUCUGCGUAAGCCGUUUUGCAGACAGCAAGUGCAAUCCUGGUAAACGACACUCAAUAUUUAUUAUUCCUGAUACCAUUUUGCUUCAAUAUUUAUUAUUUAUUACACUAAGGCCAACUUGUCGAUGGAAGUUGCAACUUGCUUUUGUUCUUGGGACAUUUGGAUUGCCAGGUUAUAUUAUUUGUUUCCUUUGGCAAAGAGAGAUGAAUUUGUUUUCAUGAUCAGAAGAAUGGUGAAUCAGAAGAAUUUGCGAAUGUUAAAUUUGUAAUGAAAUCUGUACAGUUAUAAUCAAGAACCGUUGAUCAUUUGUUUAAAAAAACUAGGAAAAAUAAAGAGUUACAAUUGUCGGCUUUUGUAAUGCAUUUUUGUAAGGAUUAAAGCACUCGUACUGUAAAUUGACUGUACAUAAUGUUUAAUUAUUCGCAAUAUUUCAUCAUUGAAUUAAAGACAAAAUUAAUUGAUAAACUUAAA